Messenger RNA from Penicillium odoratum, 303 nucleotides. RefSeq lists its product as uncharacterized. The transcript has 2 exons. The coding region runs from base 1 to 303 and encodes 100 amino acids. The record is from RefSeq and is a predicted model, not a curated record. NCBI's taxonomy places the organism in Eukaryota, Fungi, Ascomycota, Eurotiomycetes, Eurotiales, Aspergillaceae.
AUGGCACCGACUUCAAUCAAGACUAGUCUCCUCCUCAUCGCUCAGCUGAAGCUGGCCUUGGAUUUGGCCUUGGCCCCCCGUGCGGGUUUGACCUUAGCGACCUUUGAGUCCCUCAACUCAACUGCUGCCUGCCCGAUUUUCGUGGUUGGUCAGAGCUAUUGCGUGGUUAGCACGGUUACAGCCGCGACCACGACUACGAGCUCUACGAGCUCUACGUCUUCCACCACCUCUACGACCUCCACUUCGUCGUCCUCCACCUCCACCAAGUUCCUCGCCUGGAACCCCUCCAUCAACUCCAGGUAG